AGAAACUCUGACCACAAAGCUAAAUUAAAGAGCAGAAGAGUCCAACAAUAGUAGAACAUAGCCACACCAUCAUCAAUUAGCUACCAAUAAGCAAAAGUUCUGAUUUUAUGAAAAAAAAGAAAAAAGAAAAAGCUGAAGAGAGGGUUGAAGAGGGAAGCGAUUGGGUAGGGCAACAGUGGAGUUGCAGAGAGUGCUGGGUGCAGUGCAGGCGCACAAACACAAAAGAGUGUUGAGGAGAGAGAGAGAGAGAGAGAGAAGGGAGUCUUUGCGAGAAAGAGAGAAUCUGACACACACUAUAAAGGACAAGUGCUGUGCUGUGGACCAGCGUUUUAACACUUUACUUCCCUAAACCCACCAAAACAAAAUCACUUCCUUUUAAUUCAGCUCUUUGAUUCUUUGAUUAUCUUUAACCCCUUCUUCUCUUUAUUUAAUUUCUCAUAAACUUACUUCUUCAGACAGUUUAACCUGGACAUUUGAGAAUUCAAGGAGAUUCGAGGAAAACAAACCGACGUCAGAUUCAACACGCAUUUCUCGGUUGCAGAGGCCUAGAGUGCAGGUGAAAGAUUGUACCAAAGCACGCAGAGAGUGGGGAGAGCAAUAAUUAGGGAACUGGACCAGUGUGCAGGCUAUGGAAGAGUUCUAACAUGAACUUGUCGGUUCUUCUGCCAUCUUUAUUACUCACCACUGGUUAUUCUGAAUACCAAUACCAAUAACAAUCCACUUUUCCUUUGAUAGAUGGAUUUUAUGUGGUUGGAUGGGUGGUAUGAAACACAUUUCUCUCUCACAUCUUUCUCCUCUUUGAUCAUCUUUACUUCUCUUUCUUGUUUUUCCCUUAGUCUAAUUAGGUUCUAGAUUUUCCUUAAUCAAUGCUUGAAUCGUGCUCUAACUUGAGGAUAUUAUUUUUAAUGCUGCAAUUACUAUCUUCUUUAUUCGAAUCUACCGUGUUUACUUCAUCAAGGUGAGUCUUUUAUUUGUUUAGCUAGCUCAAGCUGAGAGGCAUUUGGGGCCCAUAUCUAAGUUUCAUCUCCUGUUUCAGUUUCAAAGAUGUUUCUUUUCUUCUUUACUUUUAUUUUUUGGGUUUGUCUGAAUUAAAACACUUAUAAUCAAUCUAAUCUACUUGUCCAUCAACUGCUCAAUCUUUUGCUUACGUAUUGCUAAUAGGGUUGUAUUAGUGAAAAUGGGUUGGUGGGUUUAGCACCAGGAACGUCAAAAGCAGAAAUAAAAAAGCAGAAGGAAAAAACUUUGAUCUUUGAUUAGAUUGAUAAUUUCUUUGAUUAAGUGGUUUCUCAGGUUAGCUGCUGUGGGUUAGGGUUGAAAAAUUUAGGAAUACAUCAUCAACGGUUACAAAAUGAUGAUUCCGUUGGUGAUGAUGACGGUCUAAGAAGAUCCAUUUAUUAUUUAACAAAGUGAGGCGGCUGAGCUGAAAUCAAGAACUAGAUCAUCAACCCAGAUUUAAUGGAACUGAGAGACCAAGAUAGGGAUAUAGGGAUGCCAAGUUCUUUGGUUUAUAACAGGGCUUCUUCGUCAAAAGUCUCAUCAACACCAGUAAAUUCAGCUGUAGGAGAAACCAGAAGAGAUCAUCAAACCUCAACUCAUGCUCAUGGUGAUGUUAUCUUCAAUUCACCUCAAGCCCUAGAUCAGCAUCCUCUUCUUUUUACUCAAUUGAAUCCACAACAAAACAUUCAUAAGCAGCCCAGAAGAGAUCUAGACAUCGACUCAGAUCCAGUUCCUACCGUUGGUGGACAAGAAGCUGGCAGAUCAAACGUCACAACACCCAGACAAACACAACCACUACAAGCACCACCAGCGGCGGAAGCUACGGCCAUCGUGCCUUCGGUUAGAUACCGAGAAUGCCAGAAGAAUCACGCUGCAAAUAUCGGAGGUCACGUGAUGGAUGGUUGUGGAGAAUUCAUGCCAGGCGGUGAAGAAGGAACCCCGGAAGCCUUAAAAUGUGCUGCUUGUGAAUGUCAUCGAAAUUUUCAUCGAAGAGAAGUUGAUGGGGAACCACAAUCGUAUGCACCCAAUUCUUAUUACACCUACAAUAACCCCACUAUAAACAACACAACUCCACGGAACACCAUGCUUCGUCAUCACCAUCAUCAUCAACAACCACUACAAUAUCAGCCUCAUCAUAGAUUUCCUUACAAUAAUCCUGCAACGACUGUGUAUGCACCAAUGAUGAUGAACUUUGGUGGUGGUAGCGGCGGGGGCGGGGGAAGCAGUGGUGGGGGCCCAGCAGAGUCUUCAAGUGAAGAUCUCAAUCUGUAUCAAUCAAACACUGUUGGACAAGCAUCAGUUGUGCCACGGUCAUCGAGGAAGAGAUUUAGAACGAAGUUCACUCAAGAACAGAAGUAUAAGAUGAUGGAGUUUGCAGAGAAGUUGGGAUGGAAGAUGGUGAAACAAGAUGAUGAAGAAGUGCAGCAGUUUUGUACUCAAUUGGGAGUAAAGAGACAGGUUUUCAAGGUUUGGAUGCAUAAUAAUAAACAAGCUUCUAAGAAGAAGCAAAUUGAAGAAUAAUUACAUUCUUCUUCUAGUUUGUUAAUUAUAUUAUUAGCAGUCUUGCAGGAGAUAAGAGUUAGUAGAUAAUUAAAUUAUUAUGUGAGUAACCUAAUAGAGAGGAAAUCUACUUGAUUAUCGAUUUUCCUCAUUUUAUGGGUAAUUUAUUUAUGUUUUUAAAUUCCAUCCAUUACUUGUAAUCGUCUUCUUCAGAUAUACAGUUUUAACUCUUUUUGGCUCAAGGGCAAAAUUUAGUUUUAAGCAUUGUACUGAUGAUGAAGACGCUUCAUAUGUGUC
Messenger RNA from Pistacia vera, 2793 nucleotides. Its product is annotated as zinc-finger homeodomain protein 6-like. Gene Ontology annotation, biological process: regulation of developmental process; regulation of DNA-templated transcription. The record is from RefSeq and is a predicted model, not a curated record. The transcript is spliced from 2 exons. Gene Ontology annotation, molecular function: DNA-binding transcription factor activity; transcription cis-regulatory region binding. The coding region runs from base 1456 to 2517 and encodes 353 amino acids. Gene Ontology annotation, cellular component: nucleus. Lineage: Eukaryota; Viridiplantae; Streptophyta; Magnoliopsida; Sapindales; Anacardiaceae.